Molecule: messenger RNA, 1350 nt
Organism: Branchiostoma floridae (Florida lancelet)
Lineage: Eukaryota; Metazoa; Chordata; Leptocardii; Amphioxiformes; Branchiostomatidae
Product: QRFP-like peptide receptor
Exons: 3
Coding region: 1-1224 (407 amino acids)
Biological process (GO): G protein-coupled receptor signaling pathway
Cellular component (GO): membrane
Molecular function (GO): neuropeptide Y receptor activity
Source: RefSeq, a predicted model, not a curated record
AUGUUCGACUGCUACGAAGUCAACGACACGACCACCUACUACAAGGAACUCGUGCCCAAAGAAGACUGGCCGGACUCCUUCAUCGUCCAAACGCCGGUUCCUUGUCAGUACUUCCGAUCGCAGAUCCCACCCACAGACCCGUCCUACAGAUAUACGGUGGUAGUGCUGUACGUGGUUAUCAUGGUCACCUCUCUCAUAGGUAACACACUGGUAAUCUACACCGUGCUGUUCGACCGGACCAUGCGGACCGUGACGAACAUGUUUCUGGUGUCCCUGUCGGUGAGUGACCUGCUCAUCACGUUACUCAGUGUACCCUAUCACAUCCUCUGGGCGAUCAACAGUUUUGAGUGGGAGUACGGAGAUGUGCUGUGCAAGUUACCACAGUACAUCAAGGGCCUGUCCGUGACGGCCAGCGUGCUGUCUCUCACGGCCAUCUCAGCCGAGCGGUACCUCGCCAUCCUGCGCCCCCUAGCGGCUCAGCGCUACCUCUCCAGGCCGCGCCUGACAGUGGCCGUGACGCUGAUCUGGGCCGUGGCGUGCCUAGUGUACAUCCCUAUGCUCCUGUACCUCGGCGUUAGGACCACAGUGGAGGAAAAGUCGGCUGGAGACCCCAAUUGCACACACGAGCACUGCGACUACUUCAACUUCACGAUCAAGUUCAGCUUUCUGCGGUGUGAGGAGGAGUGGGCUUCUCCCGAAGCCGAGAGAGCGUACACGCUGUGCCUGUUCCUCAUGCUGUUCUGUUUGCCUGUAGUUAUCAUGGGCGUGUUAUACGGCAGGGUGGCGGUACACCUGUGGUUCUGGAAACCCGCAGGUGACCACAGCAGCGCGCGACUGCGUAACGUCAACACCAAGCGCGUAGUCCGCGUUCUGAUCUUAUUCAUCUUCGUGUUCGUGAUCUGCUGGGCCCCGUACUUCGUGAGCAUGCUCCUCCGUUUGAGUUAUAAGCUUGAGGGUGACGCUUACGGCGCCUAUGCGCACAGGAUCUUCACCCUGAUCGCUCACGCUAACUCCGCAGUCAACCCGUUUCUGUACGCUCUGAUGAGCCAGAGGUUUCGCGAGCGGUUGUCCUGUUGUCGCAAGGGGAAGGCGAACAUCGCGAGCGGGUUGAAAGCGGCUAACAUCAAGCCGUUAGAAACGGUGACGAAGCGAACCCGGGCGUCCACGUUUGGGGAGAGCCAACAGGUGGUCGCGCCGCUGCAUGUGGAAAUUCAGCUGAAUUAACUAAAUUUAGCAAACUGAAGUCCUGCCCUUGGCUUAGGCUUAUUUCCAAGCCGAAGCCCGGUUGGGCAGCUUUCGGGAGAGAAAAGAAUGAUAUAAAAGACAUCAAAAUACACAAAAUACCAAAAU